UCCAAUUUAAUUUCUCAUCAUGCUUAUUCUGUAGUUCACAUUAAGUCCAGAGUACUGAGAACGGAAAGAGUGGACUCUCUAGACAUCAGAUAGUUGGCCAUGGUAUUGACCAUGGCAUCUCAGGAAUCCCAGAACAUCUUCCAGUCUUUCUCUUCUUGGAUAUCCCGGGUUUAUGAAGCUCUCCAGCAAGCAGGGGAAACGUUAUCAGCUCCACUGGUUAAUUUAAACAAACAAGACUCUAAAUUGAGUGACAAGCUAGACCAGGACUUAGAUGAUAUUCAGAUUCAGGAGACUUACUUUGAAGAUGAAGAACAAGACAAUAAUUGGAGCCAAGAAGAUGCAAAUGACUUCUUUCUUGAAGAGGAUCAGUGUUGUAAUACUGAUUUACAGGACUCUAUCCAAACUUCAAGUCCCAGACUUAGCCAACAUGCAAAGGACUCAUGUUCCAUAAUAUUCCAGUGGCCCGUUCAGACCCUGAAUGACCCAAAGGCCCCACAUGGGUUUUCUUCUAUUGCUGAGGAAGAGCAUCACCUUGCAAAGCAAAGAUGGGGCCUUCAACACAGCUCUGACAGCCAGCUUCCUGGCACUUUAGAAAAAGUUAAUGGAAAAAAGCAAGUUAACAGUAUUGGGGAUGAUGAAGAACCAUCCACAUCUUCUGACAGUGACGAGGACGUGAUCAAACAAUUUGAGAUUUCUGUAUCUCGGUCCCAGAGUUUCCGUUCAAGAGCUUCUGAGAAAGGAAAACAGCAGGAAUUGGAGCAGAAACCCAAGUGUGGCCAUUUGCUCCCUACCUGUGAGGAAGACAGCCCUGGAGUGUCUGCCUGCAAAGAUUUGGAUGGAACCAGCCAACUGAGUUACUCUGAGAUUCUGUCUUACAAAGAUCAUGCCACCACUUCACGGUCCCCAUGUGAGCAAGGUGACACCAGACACCAUGGCACCUCUCACCAAGAGACCAGUGUGGUUCGAAGCCUCAGCCGUCAGUCCACAGAGGGCAGCUUGGAGAUGGAAACAGAUUUUAAUAACCGGGGGUUUGAAGAUUCCUAUGCCACUGACAGCUCCUCUGUAUGGAGUCCAGAGGAACAGGACAGGACCAGCUUGCAGGUGCCAUCCGGGGUCUUGGAUCCCAUCUCCAAGUGUGGUGACCUAGAUGUCAUCUUUGAAUAUCGAACUGCAACCCAGAAGCUCACAGUGACCAUAGUGAGAGCGCAGGGCCUCCCAGAUAAGGACAGAAGUGGUGUCAACGCCUGGCAAGUUCAUGUCGUGCUGCUGCCCAGUAAGAAACAGAGGGGCAGGACAAGCAUACAGAGAGGGCCCCACCCUGUCUUCAAGGAGAAGGUCACCUUUGCCAAGCUGGAGUCCAGAGACGUGGCUUCCUGUGCUGUCCGCUUCCGCCUGUAUGCUGCCCGUAAGAUGACCCGAGAGAGAAUGAUGGGGGAGAAGCUGUUCUAUCUCAACCACCUACAGCCAGAAGGGGAAAUGAAAGUGACUCUGGUUCUGGAGCCAAGAAGUAAUAUAAGUAGUGGAGAGUCGCCGCUCAGCCCAUCUGCGGUUUCUCACAGUGAUAGUGCUUCAUCCACGCAGUCACUGUCUCAUGGAGGGGCGCCAGAGCUGUUGGUGGGGCUGUCCUACAAUGCCACAACGGGGCGAUUAUCUGUGGAAAUGAUCAAAGGCAGCCAUUUCCGAAACCUCGCUGUUAACCGAGCACCUGAUACAUAUGGAAAACUCUUCCUCCUCAAUUCUGUGGGCCAAGAGAUGUCCAGGUGCAAGACAUCCAUUCGCCGUGGUCAGCCCAAUCCUGUUUAUAAGGAGACCUUUGUUUUCCAGGUGGCGCUCUUUCAGCUGUCUGAUGUCACAUUGAUGAUUUCCAUUUAUAACAGGCGUACUAUGAAGCGUAAAGAGAUGAUUGGCUGGAUUGCUCUGGGCCAGAAUAGCAGUGGAGAGGAGGAGCAAGAUCACUGGGAGGAAAUGAAGGAUACCAAAGGCCAGCAGAUCUGCAGAUGGCACACUUUGCUGGAAUCCUAGGUGUGCAGCUGGCAUUUGUGUGUUAUGUCUGCUUUGGUCACCUGUGUGGCUGGCUACUGAUACAAAGUCUAGUGUGUCCUAGCAAACUUUUCAGGCUUUCAAAGAGAGAUUUUACUAACCCUUGGACAUUCAGAGUAGGAGCUUUGGGUUUCUCAAAGAUUUGAUUGGGAUUUAAAUAUUGUAAUAGAAAACCAUAUACAGAGCCAAGUGUACAACAUAGAAAAUGUUACUGUAGUUGAGACUAUGGAUGAUGAGUUAAUUUGUGCUAACAGAUUAUUGAGUUUUGGUUCACACUGUGGGAUAAGGCUUCUCCUGCUGUCUCUGUUUGCUUGGAGAGUAACCUGAGAUUACAAGGGAGCUGUUAAAUGUUACUAUUUGCAAUCACUUAGGUGUAUGAAUCAGAUUUUUCUCAGUGCAAAAAAUUCCAAAACGUAGAAAUGAAUCAGAUGCUGAGGCUCAUAAGAAAAUAUAACUGUAAUUCAUAACCCUUUAUUUCAUGUUUUUCCCUUUAUCAAAAAAAAACAUUUACAUUAAAAGUAAAUAUUAUAAACUUCUGCUUUCAAAAUAAAUUUGUAUCAAUU
Messenger RNA from Sciurus carolinensis (gray squirrel), 2603 nucleotides. RefSeq names its product synaptotagmin 16 (gene Syt16). Lineage: Eukaryota; Metazoa; Chordata; Mammalia; Rodentia; Sciuridae. The record is from RefSeq and is a predicted model, not a curated record. The transcript is spliced from 6 exons. Bases 100 to 2022 code for a protein of 640 amino acids.